AUGGUGGAAGCAGCAACGAAAACUGUUCACUCCCCUCUCGUCACUUACGUCUCCGUCGUCUCCCUCCUCACCCUCUGCCCGCCUUUCGUUAUUCUGCUAUGGUAUACGAUGGUGCAUGCUGAUGGUUCAGUAUCCCAAACAUGGGAUUAUCUCAUUGGAAAUGGGUUGAAGGGACUCAUUGAUAUAUGGCCAAAACCUACUGCUACUGCCUGGAAACUGAUUGGUUGUUAUGGUGCAUUUGAGGCUGCUCUUCAGCUUCUUUUACCUGGUAAAACAGUUGAAGGACCGAUUUCUCCUAAAGGGAACCGGCCUGUUUACAAGGCAAAUGGCGUGCUCGCAUAUGCAGUCACGAUUGCUACAUAUAUUGGCAUAUGGUGGUUUGGGAUAUUCAACCCCUCGAUUGUUUAUGAUCAUUUGGGAGAAAUUUUCUCAGCACUCAUUUUUGGAAGCUUUCUCUUCUGUGUUUUCCUGUAUAUUAAAGGUCAUGUGGCACCAUCAUCUACAGAUUCUGGCUCCCUUGGGAACAUAAUUAUUGAUUUCUACUGGGGUAUGGAGCUAUAUCCUCGAAUUGGUAAGAACUUCGACAUCAAAGUUUUCACAAACUGCAGAUUCGGGAUGAUGUCUUGGGCAGUUCUUGCAUUGACCUACUGCUUUAAGCAGUAUGAGCUGUAUGGAAAAGUAGCUGAUUCCUUGCUGGUAAAUACGAUACUGAUGCUCGUGUAUAUCACAAAGUUUUUCUGGUGGGAGGCUGGUUACUGGAACACAAUGGACAUCGCCCAUGACAGAGCUGGUUUUUAUAUCUGCUGGGGAUGCUUAGUGUGGGUCCCCUCUAUAUAUACUUCUCCUGGCAUGUACCUAGUCAACCAUCCUGUGGACCUUGGAUCUCAGCUUGCACUUUUUAUAUUGGCUGCUGGAGUUCUUUGCGUAUAUGUCAACUAUGAUUGUGAUAGGCAAAGGCAGGAAUUCCGUAGGACAAAUGGGAAGUGUUUAAUUUGGGGAAAGCCUCCAUCGAAGAUUGUGGCUUCCUAUACUACCACAACUGGGGAGACUAAAUCAAGCCUUCUCUUAACAUCAGGAUGGUGGGGCUUAGCCCGCCAUUUUCAUUAUGUUCCUGAAAUAUUGGCUUCCUUCUUCUGGUCUCUCCCUGCACUUUUCAAUCAUUUUAUCCCCUACUUCUAUGUGAUAUUUCUCACCAUCCUUCUUGUGGACCGUGCUACACGAGAUGAUGAUCGCUGCCGUUCAAAGUAUGGGAAAUACUGGAAGAUGUACUGCAAUAAGGUUCCUUACCGCAUUAUUCCUGGAAUCUACUGA
Linum trigynum is the source of this 1311-nucleotide messenger RNA. NCBI's taxonomy places the organism in Eukaryota, Viridiplantae, Streptophyta, Magnoliopsida, Malpighiales, Linaceae. The record is from the annotation of a GenBank genome assembly.